This is a messenger RNA of Megalops cyprinoides (Indo-Pacific tarpon), 1802 nucleotides long. RefSeq names its product RING finger protein 44-like. NCBI's taxonomy places the organism in Eukaryota, Metazoa, Chordata, Actinopteri, Elopiformes, Megalopidae. Bases 416 to 1678 code for a protein of 420 amino acids. The record is from RefSeq and is a predicted model, not a curated record. The transcript is spliced from 11 exons.
CUUGCCGUGAGCAGGGGGGUGAACGUCAAAACAGCCUCCGAUAACAACACCGAGUCCGAUUGUGCAUCAUAAUUUGCGAUUGUAACGCGUCCUUCGAGGGUCAUUACAUUUAUUUAAUUGGAAUUAAUCAGCCAUAAAGUUUUUAAAAAUCAGUUGUUUGGGAAAUCGAUGACUGGGUGUGUACCUCUCCAUAGACGUGGUGAAACCCGACGAACGUUCCAUUUUCAGGAACCGCAGAAGAUAGUAGCGAUACACUGAAAAUAUGAAAGAGACGUGAGGGGAUUAUUAUGGGAGAGAUCAAGGAAUAAAAUGCUUUCAAACUGACAAUCAGAGCGAAGACAAUCCGAGUCUGCAGCGUGCCGAUCACCCCCCACCCCCCACUCCUGAGUGCGACAUCGCCCCCACAGCAUCACCAAUGCGACCAUGGGAAAUCGCGGUGAAUAGGCGGCCACCAACAGCCCCCUUCACUCAGAGAAGGUUCCCAGGGGAGCCCUGCACUCCUCCACUGCACCUCAGGAGAAGUCCUCCCGUGAGACACCAGUGGGAGCGUCGAGACAGACCCCUCCCACUCAGCGGCCCACACCAGGACGAAAACUUCCACCACCCUCUCCUGUCCCAGCAACAGCAGCAGAUAUUAGAUGAGUCGCGACCGUACGGCCACAUCAGCGCUCCUCCACGAAUGCUGCACCCUGUGGCACACCCGCCUCAGCAGAACCCCGUCAUGGUGGACCUCCACGAGCAGAUUCACCAGGGACCUGUCCCAAUUUCGUACACGGUCACCACGGUGACGACCCAUGGUUUUCCUCUCCAUGCUGCCCAGCCUAUCCCAGGAUGCAACACUCAGCAGCUCCCAGCAUGCUCGCUGAUUCAGGCGUGUACAAUGCAGCACUUUCCGCUUUCUUAUCAGGCCUUUCAGCCUCUGAUCACCGGGGAGCAUUUCAUACUGCACCCGCCUCCGCCCGUGCCCCCCCACCAGCAGCCGCACCUUGCCCCGCUGGGCCAGUUCGUCCCCCUGCAGACCCAGCACCCCCGAAUGAGGUUAGGUAAUGAGGCGGAGUUGAGAGGGGACCAGCACCAUGUAGGGGGAUUCUCCUACCCCCCUGCCCAUCACCCACCAGCACUGCCUCCAUCUGUCCCCCUCCCGUACCUAUCCCAUGAUCCUCUACACCAGGAACUGCCCUUUGGAGUGCCAUAUCCACAUAUGCUUCCACGUCGUGUCAGUGGGCAGAGAUACCGACUACAGCACCCUCCGCCCCCACCCCCUCCCCCUCCCGCUUACUACCCUAGCUUCCUGCCCUACUUCCUCUCCAUGCUUCCUGUGCCUCAGACUGCAGUGGGUCCUGCCAUCAGCCUGGACCUGGAUGUGGAUGAUGUGGAAAUGGAGAACUACGAGGCAUUGCUGAACCUUGCUGAGAGGCUGGGGGAGGCCAAACCUCGUGGGCUGACCAAAGCUGAUAUAGAGCAGCUUCCGUCCUACAGGUUCAACCCAGAGAGCCACCAGUCAGAACAAACCCUGUGUGUUGUGUGCUUCAGUGACUUUGAGUCUAGGCAGCUACUUCGAGUGUUACCCUGUAACCAUGAGUUUCACGCAAAGUGUGUCGACAAAUGGUUAAAGACCAAUCGCACUUGCCCGAUCUGUCGAGCUGAUGCGUCAGAGGCCCAUCGGGACGUGGAGUGAAACUGGGUCAUGGUUCGUCCAAUGGAGAAGCAGCAAAACAAAUGGGGUUUGUUCCAUGUGGAGACAGGGUACACCUGUAGUCUGCACCGCUGUGACCCCCUGCCACCACUCCCCACCCCCUCCC